UUUUGGUGUAUCACUGUGAAACUAUUUACACAAAACCAAAAUUAGCAUUUUCUCAGUAUUUUUUUAUGUCCAGCUUUUUAAAGCCCGAUGUCCAGUUUUUUUGCGAAUCGGAAUAUGGCAACCCUAGUGUCAAUGCACAGUUUUGCAACAACAAUAAAAUUAUUAUUUAUACUUUAGCAAUGAUAGAGUUGCAGAGAAAGUAUACUGCGGUGAAUUUAUCGCAAGAAGUGGAAGAAAUUUUAAAUAAUUUUGAUAUUUCUAAACAUCAAAUUUACUGUGUAACAACAGACAACGGGCGUAAUAUGUUGAAAACCAUAGAAAAUUUAAAUGAAGUUAACUUUACUGAGGUAGAAGAAUGAGAUUUCUGUAACGUGGUAGAAGACAUUUCAAUUCAUGCUAUCACAUCAAUUAGAUGUGCUGCCCACACGUUACAACUAGGCGUAAAAGAUUUUUUCAAGGAAUUAAAUUCAAAACCACUUGUAACAAAAGCGCGUGAAUUAGCAAAAUCUCUUAGAUGUCCAUCUAACAGGUAUUGUAGUAAAUAAGAUAUUUAUAUAUUUGUUUUAAAGAAGUUUUGUAUAACUAGGUAUUUAAUUUCAAAUCUAAAGCUACCUCAGCCCGAAGUAGAUUAGCAACUCGUUGGAAUUCAACGUUCAAAACCAUGAAAAAGCUUUUAAAUUUUCAACAUUUUUGCGAGACACAUUUAGAAUCAAAAAACCUUACUUCUAUUGAAUUGGAUGACUUAAAAUCUUUAAUGCAUCUUUUAGAACCUGUAUAUAUAACUACGCAAAAGUUACAAGAAAAACAGUUAUAUUUUAGUGACUUUUAUAAAUUAUGGAUGAAAAUGAAGUUAAGGGUAAAAGCAAUGAAAUCUAGUUAUAGUAUCAUUUUAGUGGAUUGUUUGGAGAAAAGAGAAGUACAUUUAUUGGACAAUGACAUCGUUUUUACAGCCUUAUAUUUAGAUCCAAGACUUCGAAGAAUUUUGCUUCAAACCCCCAAUAAUAUGAUCAGGGCCAGAAAAUUUUUAAACUUUUCCAAAAAAAAAAGUGACGACGUGUCUUCCAAUGUUUUAAACAAUCAAAUUGAUUUAAUUACCAAUUAUGAUGUUAAUGAAAGUGAAAGCAAUUUUACACUAAUACUUAGGAACAUUUCUAAAUUUAAUUGAGGUGGUUUCAAACGAUGAAGAGUCAGAUGAAGAAGAGGAUGAAUUACGAAAAGCAAUAGCUGAAAUAAUAGAUUAUAACCCGUUGGAUAUCAACAUGGACAUAAUGAGAUUUUGGGAAGAAAAGAAAUAUUCCCAUCCGUAUUUAUAUAAACUUGCAAACGUUAUUAAUAGCGUACCCGCUACUCAAGUAUGUGUGAAAAAUGUUAACGGACCUUAGGUCUAAUUUAUCUGUAGAUUCUUUGCAAAAAUUAUUGUUACUAAAACUAAAUAGCAAAUAAAUAAUAUUUAAAUAUUUAUUUACAUCAUAAAUAUGUCCAUUAUAAAUAUGUAAUUCCAUUGUUAACUAUAAACUAUAUUCAAUUACUACAUAUUAUGCCAUAAGAAAUACAAAUC
Molecule: messenger RNA, 1558 nt
Organism: Lucilia cuprina (Australian sheep blowfly)
Lineage: Eukaryota; Metazoa; Arthropoda; Insecta; Diptera; Calliphoridae
Exons: 2
Coding region: 662-1165 (167 amino acids)
Source: RefSeq, a predicted model, not a curated record